Bombina bombina (fire-bellied toad) is the source of this 1916-nucleotide messenger RNA. RefSeq names its product all-trans-retinol 13,14-reductase. NCBI's taxonomy places the organism in Eukaryota, Metazoa, Chordata, Amphibia, Anura, Bombinatoridae. The transcript has 11 exons. The record is from RefSeq and is a predicted model, not a curated record. The coding region runs from base 93 to 1901 and encodes 602 amino acids. Gene Ontology annotation, molecular function: oxidoreductase activity.
CUUUAAUCCCCAGUAGCUACGUUAGUGUAUCUGUAUAUUCUUCUUAUUACUUAACACAACAUUGUGUCUCUGUUAUCUGCACACACCGCACUAUGCUGCCUUUCUCACUGCUGCUCCCACUGCUCAUGCUGCUGCUUCUUCUGCUGUGGGUAUAUCUGUACCUGCGGUUUGUCUGUGGAUGGGGGUGCUUGUUUCAGGAAACCUGCCUUCGUAUUCCGCAGCCACUAGUUACAGAUCAAAAGGCCAGACACAAGGUGCUCAAACUAGGUUUCUCCAAGAGCAGGAUCCCAGAUAAUCUUGAUGCAGUGGUUAUUGGAAGUGGUAUUGGAGGUCUGUCUGUAGCUACAGUGCUGGCAAAAGCUGGAAAGAAGGUUUUGGUCCUGGAGCAGCACGACCAGGCUGGAGGGAGCUGCCACACAUUCCAACAGCAUGGCUAUGAGUUUGAUGUUGGACUGCAUUAUUUGGGGCAGAUGCAUGAAGGGGGAAUGUUACGGGUAAUCAUGGACCAGUUAACAGAGGGUCAACUUCAAUGGAAUCGCCUGGAUAAUCCAUAUGACACUAUCAUGCUUGGGCAGAGUCAGUACCACCUUUUUGCUGGUAAAUCGGAGUUCCCAGAUAAACUAAAGAAGCAGUUCCCUGGAGAGGAGGAAGCCAUUGAUAAGUUUGUGUUCUUGAUGAAGAAAGUCGCUAGAGAGGUCCCUUUGUUGGCAAUUCUGAAGAUUCUCCCUCAGCGCUUGUGCCUGCUCCUCCUACGCUUUGGACUGCUGCACCGACUGUCCUCCGUAUUCUGUCUAGCUGAGUCCAGUCACCAAGAUGUUAUAAAUGGUCUGACCAGUAACAAAGAUCUACAAACCAUCUUUAGCUAUCUCUUCUAUGGUGUCCCCCCAAAUGAUUCCAGCUUUGUUAUCAAUGCCCUUCUGAUUCACCACUACAAGAGAGGGGCCUGGUACCCCAGAGGAGGCAGCAGCGAGAUUGCAUUUCACAUGAUCCCUGUGAUUCAACGAGCAGGUGGGAAAGUGCUGGUCCGUGCUACAGUUACACGCAUUCUUGUAAACAAUGGCAGAGCCACAGGAGUUGCUGUGCAAAGACCAGAAGGUGAGAUCUACAUUUCUGCCCCAGUUAUUAUAUCAGACGCAGGAAUCUUCAAUACGUAUGAGCAGCUGCUACCUAAGGAGAUCAAGGAAACCCCAGAUGUGCGCUCCCUUUUCUCAAAUUUGCAGUAUGGCAUGGGCUGUUUUCUUGUCUUUGUUGGUCUGAGAGGAACAACGAAGGAGUUGGGUUUGAAAUCCACUAAUCUCUGGCUGUAUCCAAAGGGUGACCUCAACAGUCUGAUGGGGCAAUACUCUUCUUUAGGGUGGGAGGAGGUAUGUAAGAACCUACCCUUAAUGUUUAUCACCUUUCCCUCUGGUAAAGAUCCAACAUACAAUCAGAGACAUCCAGGCCGCUCUUGUAUGACUCUUCUCUCCAUGGCUCCUUUUGAUUGGUUUUCCAAAUGGUCAGGGCAGCGGCCAAGGCACCGAGGAGAGGAUUAUGAAAGCAUUAAGAUGCAGUUGGCAGAAAGGAUGCUGGAAAGAGCCAUGGAGGAGUUCCCUCAGCUCAGGGACAAGGUUGAAUAUAUGGAGGCAGCUACCCCACUAAGUAAUGAAUAUUACUUACGGUCACCUAAGGGCUCUAUGUAUGGAGCAGAACAGAACUGCAAUCGAUACCAGAGUGAGAUUAUCAUCAGGAUGAGAGCACAGAGUGUUGUACCAGGUCUCUACCUAACAGGACAGGACGUAUUCUCCAGUGGUGUGGCUGGGGCCCUACAUGGCGGUCUGCUUUGUGCAUGUGCAGUGCUCAACCGUAUCCUGUAUUUGGAAUUAUUGUUCCUCAAGAAGAGACUGAAACGGCAAAGACGAUGAAACAAGUUUACCCAA